This is a messenger RNA of Purpureocillium lilacinum, 1635 nucleotides long. Its product is annotated as enhancer of polycomb-like protein 1. Gene Ontology annotation, cellular component: piccolo histone acetyltransferase complex; NuA4 histone acetyltransferase complex. The record is from RefSeq and is a predicted model, not a curated record. Gene Ontology annotation, biological process: regulation of transcription by RNA polymerase II. Lineage: Eukaryota; Fungi; Ascomycota; Sordariomycetes; Hypocreales; Ophiocordycipitaceae.
AUGUCUUCCCGCAAGGUCCGGGUCAAGAAGCUCAGCGUCAAGACUGUCCUUCCUGUCCUCCGCGAGGACCAGAUCGACCCGUCAGAGUACGAGGCACUCACCACCGACAACCUCAUCGCCACCGGUGUCGAGCAAGCCGAGGAAAAUGAAUACCACUUGCAGACCAUCCUCAAGGAUGCGGGUACCAGCAAUGACCAGGAAAUCCCCGUCCCGCCUCCUCAGGAGAGCGACAUCGACUACGAUGCCCUCUACCCCAGCUCAUUCCACCAGCCGUCCUCCUACAUACGGUUCUCGCAGACCGUAGAGGAGUGCAUCAGCUGCCAGUAUGACAUGACCACCGAGGAUGACGAGUUCCUCAAGUCAUACAAUGGUAAAUCUCCCCAGGGGGGAGCCCUCUCCGAGGAUGACUUUGAGCGCAUCAUGGAGGUGUUCGAGGACACCGCCACGGAGCAGACACCGUUUGCUUCGGUCGACAAUACUGUUGUCGCCUAUGACAUGAUGGUGCCGGGGCUGAACCACCUUGGUUCGCCCACCAUUCUGCAGCACGCCAAGGCCAUCUAUGAGUACUGGAAGACGAGGCGGCAGGAGCUUGGAAACAAGCCCCUGCACCCGUCGCUCAAGUUCGAGAUGCACCAGGAGACUGACGACACCGACCCGUACGUCUGCUUCCGGAGACGCGAAGCCAGACAGACGAGGAAGACGCGCGCUCGCGAUAACAAGAUCGCCGAGACCCUCAAGCGCCUGCGGCGAGAGCUCGAGGACGGUCGUCAACUGGUGCUCCUUUCGUAUGAACGCGAGAUGCAGAAGCGGGAGCUGCUCCACAUGGACAGGGCUCUAUUCGAGGAGCGGGCCAGGUUGAAGCAGAUGAAGGUGAAGCUGGGCAUUAGGGACCCUGAUGAUGACCUUGUCAACCAAAAGCCGCAGAAACGCAAAGCCGCCGAACCAGCUGCUGCACAGCGGCCGCAAGGCACCCAGUUGCGGGCCCCUAAGGAGCGCGAGCUCCGGGAGGAGAUUGAGAGCAAGGUGCAAAACCACCGCAGGUGGAACCAGAAUCAUAUCGAUCUCACUCGAGAACCACUGCCGCCGGUCAAGGAACAAGGGCCAGAGCUCAAGUUCCGACCGGCAAAGACGCAGUACCUGAUGACACCGCCGGCAUCCAUCUCGUCAGAGUCCAUGGAAGUAGACGAGGACGCACCUGAGCCCAUGGCUGUGGAGAAGCGGGAGCCGCCGGUCUUCCAGUUCAAAGCCGGGUCCAUGACUGCGGAGCAGUCGCAGGCCAAUCAGCCAGCCUUCCGACGCCGCAUCGGGCGUCUGCAGCGGCUUUGGAUCGAUCGACGGGGUAUGGCGACGCCCCCGAGAGAGACGAGCGACUACUCGGACCGCUGGAAGUACGACUCGGACGAUGACGAAGUUGACCCCCCGGUGUACGAGAUCGACCCGUUCGAUACUCGUGCUCUCAAGUUCCGGGCAACGAUUCCGUUGGGCCAGUACAUGUACCGCGCGGGACGGCCCUCGAUGCCUCCUGAGGCGGCUGGUGGCGGGUCGGCGGGUAACCGAGCGCUGCCGCCCUCGCAAGCCGCCCUCGCUGCGGCCGCUGCGGCGGCAGCACAAGCGCAGGCGCAGACGGCGUCAUAG